Kluyveromyces lactis is the source of this 1404-nucleotide messenger RNA. RefSeq names its product proline dehydrogenase (gene PUT1). The record is from RefSeq and is a predicted model, not a curated record. Gene Ontology annotation, cellular component: mitochondrion. The transcript has a single exon. Lineage: Eukaryota; Fungi; Ascomycota; Saccharomycetes; Saccharomycetales; Saccharomycetaceae. Gene Ontology annotation, molecular function: proline dehydrogenase activity; FAD binding. The coding region runs from base 1 to 1404 and encodes 467 amino acids.
AUGCUACCAUACGGAACUAGAGCUGCUGUUAGAUCAGUAGGAAGAUUUGGAACGAGAUCUGUACCCAUGGGGUUAACUUACAGAUUCGUUUCUCAAACCAAUGCUACCAAAAGUACCAUGGCGCCUGCUACUGCGAUCCACGAUAUGGCUGCUUCGCAGCAUACUGUACCUGCCCCAGAUGCUCAUUUGAGAACUUUAUCCAAAAGCGAACUGUUCUCAUUGGGUAUGAUCGGUGUAUGUACUAUUAACAAACCAAUGUUGGAUUUAGUGAUCAAACUUUUCCCAUACGUACCUCUUUUCAUGGUCAAGUUGUUCAUUUCUCCCUUAUAUUGCGGUGGUGAUACCCCGGCGGAAGUGGUUGAAACUGGUAAAAGGUUGCAGAAUAGAGGUAUCAACAAUAUGAUGCUUUCUUUGACCAUCGAAGAUGCGGAAGGUACUAAGAAUGUGGACAUCAAUUAUAUCGUGAGCGAAACUAUCAAGUCUGUCCACACCAUUCUGAAACCUCUGUUAGUUGAACAAUUGGAAUCAGGUAAAGAUAUCAACUCGAUACCACCUGGUUACAUCGCUUUGAAACCUUCUGCAUUAGUUGCUAACCCAGCACAAGUUUUGCUUAACUUUAAUAAUCCAGAAUGGAAAACUCAACGUGAUGAGUUGGUAAACAAUUGUUCCAAGAUCACACAAGAGGUUUACAAUUUAAAUCAAGAACUUUUGGCCAAGUAUCCAGAAAGAAAAUCCCCAUUUUUUGUCUCUACCAUUGACGCUGAAAAAUAUGAUCUACAAAAAGCUGGUGUUUAUGAAUUACAAAGAAUUUUGUUCUCUAAAUUUAACCCUGCUUCCUCACCAUUGAUCUCCUGUGUUGGUACUUGGCAAUUAUACCUUGUUGAUUCUGCAGCCGAUUUGGCUAAGGAUUAUGAGAGAGCUAAGAAGGAAGGUUACAAGCUCGGGUUGAAAUUGGUUCGUGGUGCCUACAUCCAUUCUGAACCAAACCGUUCUGUCGUGUAUGCAACCAAGGAAGGUACUGAUGCCAACUAUAACAAGGUCAUGACUACUGCUAUCAAAGAUUUACUCGUAAACGGAGAGAAAUCAUACUACGGUCAUUUAGUCGUCGCAUCUCACAAUUAUGAUUCACAAAUGUUGGCCACCAAGCUAUUGGCGGACCAAAAGAACUCUGUAGGUAAGGCUAACGUGACUUUGGCCCAAUUAUUGGGUAUGUCGGAUAAUGUUACUCAUGAUUUGAUCACAAACCACAAGGUCGAAAACAUUAUCAAAUACGUCCCAUGGGGUCCACCUUUAGAGACAAAGGACUAUCUAUUGAGAAGAUUACAAGAAAACGGCGACGCUGUCAGAGCAGAUAAUGGUAUACCACUAAUCAAGGCUGUUUUGAAAACAGCUUUACAUCUAUAA